Messenger RNA from Kluyveromyces lactis, 1623 nucleotides. It is a transcript of the gene MDM34, whose product is annotated as ERMES complex subunit MDM34. The transcript has a single exon. Bases 1 to 1623 code for a protein of 540 amino acids. Gene Ontology annotation, biological process: mitochondrion organization; phospholipid transport. Gene Ontology annotation, molecular function: lipid binding. The record is from RefSeq and is a predicted model, not a curated record. NCBI's taxonomy places the organism in Eukaryota, Fungi, Ascomycota, Saccharomycetes, Saccharomycetales, Saccharomycetaceae. Gene Ontology annotation, cellular component: ERMES complex.
AUGUCUUUUAAAUUUAAUAGUGGAACGUUCGAAGACAAUACGUUUAACGAGCAGAUACGUGAUAGGCUUACAAGAGCUUUGAAUCCCAGCAGAUUUGAGAAUCCAGAAUCUACUAGUGGCCAGGAUGGAAGCGACUCCCAAAAGAAACCGAAAAAAUUGGAUAUCCUAAAAUCUGGGGUAACUGUUCGUCAAGUUGAUUUCCGUACCAUUCCACAACUUGAGAUUUUGGAUUUGGAUGUUUCUGCUCAAUCAAAAUCUCUACUAAAAGGUAUCUGCAAGAUCUCUUGCAAAGAUGCAAUGAUACAAAUAACGACUGAGAUUGAGGCCAAUUUGUUACUUCUCUAUGAAGCUGUCUCACCAGAAUUCACCACCCCGAAACUCAUAUCAAAUGAUUCUUUCACAGUGCCGAUAACUAUGACUUUUGAUCACAUUGAACUUGAAGCAAUCACUAACAUAUUUGUGAAGAAUACUGGAGUUGGGAUAUCUUUUAAUGAUGUCAAUUUAGAUUUCAGAUUUGAAUGUUCCAUGAAAUUGUUACAAACGAGUAUCGAGAAGAGACUCAAGAAUUCUAUGGAAACGAUAUUUAAGGACGUAUUACCAAGCGUUAUCUUCAACAUGUCUCAGAGAUGGUUCACCCAUGGUCCAGAACUCGUCGAAGAUCCUUCAUUGAUUGCUACAGACUCCGCAUUAUCGGAAGUAACUCCGAUGACUAUAUUGGAUGAUUCUGAUUUACAAGAUUUAUCUCCUGCAACUAUGCUUCGUUUGUCGACUCUUAUAUCCUCCCGGCAAUCUUUAGCACUAAAUCCAAUAUCAUCACACACUGUAGCAACAAUCCCUGGUUGUAUUGAAAGACAGAAUCUCCGCCGAUUCAGUUCUCGGAUCCCUUCAUUGAACAAUUAUUACGCACAAGAAGUUGGGAAACACCGACCAUCCAAAAUAUUACCCACCAGGGAGAAUAGUAAUAGCAUUAUUGCCAACAAAAUGGCAUCUGAUUUUAUUCAGAACAGUCUACCGACAGAAGUUCUGGAAAGCGGUUCCUAUAACAUAAGGGAAAUUGCUAACAUACAACAACGAAUUUAUGAAAGAAACAAUGAGGAGAAUGUAAUAAGAAGAAGAAGAAUUAGGUUAGGUAAGAGAAGUAAGUCAGUACAGGAUACCGCUGCUAAAAUGCAUCCUGUUCCAGAAUCUGGAUCAUUACACCCAAUUAUACAGCCGUCGACAACACCUGCUGCAACAGUGACUCCUCUGUUGUCACCACAACCUGUUGUUGCUAAGUCUCCUCCUGAAAGUAUGACGCCAAAUACUCUUCCUGAACAAUCACCAUAUACAUCCAACAUUGCUAUUGAUAAAAUACCUGACCUCACACUACCACAGGCACAACUUCAGAAAGAUAAAGUACCAAUGAGAUUGAAUCUCUUGGAGGAGUCAUAUUUCAAAUCUGACCUGAAGGAUCUGAGAAAUUCUCUGUAUUCACCAAUGCGCAAUCAAAGAUUUUACGUACAAUCUGAAGAUGGAGCAAGGCCUUCUCUUCUAGAUGGAAAGCGUUUCAGUUUCGUUGGACUUGCAAAUCAACAAAUGAAAUGGGGCAACGACGAUCUUCCCCCACCAUAUAAGGCUAAUUAG